Messenger RNA from Mercenaria mercenaria, 1925 nucleotides. Its product is annotated as cysteinyl leukotriene receptor 1-like. The record is from RefSeq and is a predicted model, not a curated record. Bases 282 to 1430 code for a protein of 382 amino acids. Gene Ontology annotation, cellular component: plasma membrane. Gene Ontology annotation, biological process: G protein-coupled receptor signaling pathway. The transcript is spliced from 2 exons. Gene Ontology annotation, molecular function: G protein-coupled receptor activity. NCBI's taxonomy places the organism in Eukaryota, Metazoa, Mollusca, Bivalvia, Venerida, Veneridae.
CUGUGACAGAAAUCGUUAAUUUUCCGUAUAAUAAAACGGACUGACGUCUGUGUAUCAGAUAUUAGAUAUGUCAAAAGGGAUAUAUGUUGCUUAAGAAGCUGAAUAAAUAAUUGUGGAAUAACAACAACAUUACGAUAUGAGGUGAAGAUACUUUGCUUCUGUUCCCGCAUUAACGCAAUACUCCCGCUGGAAAACCAAUUACUUGGACAACUGCAAAUUCAUUCGAAGGUGUAUACGGUAAACAAAGGCCACGCAUUACACUAACAGAACAAGUGAAUGUCAUGGAUUUAACAGACGACUUCGUAAUGGAUGAGUUUAAAUGCAUGGCAAAUGAAACGAUGAAUUGUUCGCGUAUCAAAAUAAAUUUGACAGAAAUUAUGAAUGUUGAGCCUUCAGAGAAGCAUCCGAUAGUUUAUUUCAGUCAACGGUUCUAUGCCUACGUAACUCCGAUCAUAUUCACGGUUGGUCUGUUUGGAAAUAUAAUGUCACUGAGUGUAUUUCUCACAAAGAAUUUGAGAAAUAUGUCCGCGAGCCGGUAUCUGUCAGCAUUAUCAAUUGCCGACAUGUCAACAUUAAUAUUCUAUGUGUUUGGUGAAUGGUUAAGACGUGGAUUGAAAUAUAUUUCUCCAGGGAUCAAGAUUUCUUUCUUGGACACGGAAGGUGUUUGUCAGAUUUGGUUGUAUCUAAAUUACUUUUCCAGAUUUAUGUCAGCAUGGCUAAUUGUUUGUUUUACAUGUGAAAGAUUUAUUGGAGUGUGCAUGCCCUUACGGCGGCGAAAUUUGGGGACAUUAAAGGAAACAACGAAAAUUAUAUCAGCUUUAACGGUCGUUGCAGCUGUAAUUGUUUCCUAUAAGCCGUUUCUUAGCGACGUGCACACUAUACGUACAAGAACAUCUUGUGCAAGUAAAAAGAACUAUGUCUACGAAUCUUUCGUACUAGACAGUAUAUAUGCUCUACUGAUUACUUUUGUGCCCUUUAUUGUGAUAACAACGCUAAACGUUCUUAUUGUUCGUCGGUUAAUAAUCCGCAAUCGAAGACAAAAACACAAUCUCAUUACUGAAGAAAGCCACAUUCGCCUAGAAUUCACAUUUAUUCUCCUUGCAAUUUCGAUAUUCUUCAUUGCCUUCAAUCUUCCAUUCUUUGCCACCUGGUUUAGAAACUUCGUGCACUCGCAUUUUCUAUAUCCAAAUGAAACUAACAUUGAGUCCGAUAAAGGAUCAGUGGAUUAUUGGAUAGGCGUGCUAUUGAUAACCCGAACAAUAUUCUAUAUGAAUUAUUGCAUUAAUUUUUUCCUCUACAGUUUUACAGGUGCAUAUUUUCGGAAAGAGCUAAAAGGAUUAUUUUUCACUACGUACCAGAAGUAUGACCACUGUAAACAUUCGGUAAAUACUCAUGAAACCCAUAUGUUGCGAAGAAACUCUUGGGUAUGAGUGGAUUGAUAAAGCUUGAACUGUGUAAGGACUUUUUUCAGGGUUACUAUUUCUGAGAGAAUUUGAUAAUAAAAAGAAAUUAUGAUGAAAGUUCAAACUUAACUUUUCCAAAGUUGGUUAAGGUAGUUCUGCCAUUUUGAUCGCAAUACUGUUUGAUAUGUAGAAUUUGAUUUACUUAAAAUUCAGCCAUCAAAAAGAUAGGGUUAUGUGCUUGAUGUUUUGCUAAACUGUUUAGGAAAAAGUUGGACUGCAAGGAUUCUAUUUUCAUAAAGUGAGUCUACUGGAGAAUCCCGAAGUUGAUGACAUUUUCGCGAAAAAUAGAUUUUCAAGAAAUAUCGUUAUCAGUUGUAAAUUUACAUAUUGUCUGUCAUAUGAUCAAAUAAAAUGCAUCGCACCAUGUGCUUAUUUUUUUAUAUAUAUUUGCCCACUGUUACAGACAUCCCAAAAUUUCAAACUGAUUUUAUGACGUCUCAUCUUUGGAAAGAUAGAAUUGUU